GAAAAAGCUGAUCAAAAGACGAGAAGAGAGCGAGAGAGACGAGGAGGUGGCAGCUGCAUGUGAAAGGAGCAGAAUUUGGAGUUCUUCCAUGGCCGCCACGCUUCAAUUUCACUCUCUCCUUUUGCAUGCCCGCCACGAACCCAUUCAUCUUUUCCAAAUUCCAACAAACCCAUUAAUAAAUUAAUCCAUUUCACUGUUCCAGUCCCCCCAUUUCUCUAUUUCUAUGAUUAAAUAAACUGGCAAUGUCAGGAGCUCAGGGCGCGCAGCCGAAGGAGUCGUUCACGGCCACCACUUACGAGUCCGUCCCCGGCGGAGAGAAUCGAACCAAGACCGAUCUCCGUUCCCGGGAGGACGCCGGAAUGAUCCAGAUCGAUAAGCUUCAGGACAAAGUGCAAGACGCCGCCGGGAAAGGCGGUCCGGUGUUUGGCGCCGGGAAAGAUGACAAAAAACAAGACCUUGGAGUUACGGGCACUGGAUAGUAUAAACUAUGAUAGUAAUUUACAAAUUUCGAGGUUUAAAUUUGAUCUUCACGUUCAUAUGUUUUUUGUAAUAUAAUAUAUGUUUGUUUAGGUCAUUGAUAUGACUUUUGUUGGUAAUUAAAGUGGUUUAUUGUCAUUUUAAAGAUUACGGGUGUGUGUCAUUCGUAGAGUCUCAAUUAAUCAAGGAUAUUAAUGUUACUUGGGUGAAUUUAAUCAAUUCG
Molecule: messenger RNA, 700 nt
Organism: Benincasa hispida (wax gourd)
Lineage: Eukaryota; Viridiplantae; Streptophyta; Magnoliopsida; Cucurbitales; Cucurbitaceae
Product: seed maturation protein
Source: RefSeq, a predicted model, not a curated record